This is a messenger RNA of Cinclus cinclus, 4198 nucleotides long. It is a transcript of the gene NDFIP2, whose product is annotated as Nedd4 family interacting protein 2. The coding region runs from base 136 to 900 and encodes 254 amino acids. Gene Ontology annotation, cellular component: perinuclear region of cytoplasm; Golgi apparatus; endoplasmic reticulum. The transcript has 9 exons. Gene Ontology annotation, biological process: ubiquitin-dependent protein catabolic process; positive regulation of protein ubiquitination; metal ion transport. Gene Ontology annotation, molecular function: WW domain binding. Lineage: Eukaryota; Metazoa; Chordata; Aves; Passeriformes; Cinclidae. The record is from RefSeq and is a predicted model, not a curated record.
GCGGGGGAAGGAAGGAAGGAAGAAAGAAAGAAGGAAGGGAGGGAAGGAAGGAAGGAAGGGUAGGACAGAUCGAGCGACGCGGCGCCAGGUCGGAGGAGCUGCGGCCGCGCCCGUGCGUGUCGGCGGGCGGCCAGGAUGGAUCACCAUCAGCCCGUCAGCCGCUACCAAGUGCUUCACAAUGAGGAUGACCCCCCAGAGUCUUCAGCGGCUGAGCAGCCUUCGAUGUCUGCAGAGACUCCGCAGCCUCCACAGACAGCAGCCUUACCUGAGGCAGAUACUUCCCCUCCUCCUUACUGUAGCAUAGCUGUGGAAGCAGCUGCAGCCUCAGACACACACAAUGAGUUUUAUCCUGUACCACCUCCAUACAGUGUAGCUACCUCUCUUCCUACGUAUGAUGAAGCUGAGAAGGCCAAAGCUGCAGCCAUGGCAGCUGCUGCAGCUGAAGCUGCCCAGCGACACGCCCAGUUUAGGGAAUCUAGGAGUCUGUUUGAUGAAAUAUUCCUCAGUCGUCCAGAGGAAGAAGAGUAUCCACCACGGGAUGAUUUCAGUGAUGCAGAUCAGCUUAGAGUGGGCAAUGAUGGCAUCUUCAUGUUGGCAUUUUUCAUGGCAUUUAUUUUCAACUGGAUUGGAUUUUGUUUAUCCUUCUGUAUAACAAAUACCAUAGCUGGAAGGUAUGGUGCAAUCUGUGGAUUUGGUCUCUCCCUCAUCAAAUGGAUUCUCAUUGUCCGGUUUUCAGAUUAUUUUACUGGAUAUUUCAAUGGACAGUACUGGCUUUGGUGGAUAUUUCUCGUACUUGGACUCCUUCUGUUCUUUCGAGGCUUUGUUAAUUAUCUUAAAGUCAGAAAUAUGUCUGAAAGCAUGGCAGCUGCUCACAGAACAAGAUUUUUUUUCUUGUACUGAAGACUGCAUCGAACAGACAUUCCUUUCCUGUGCUGGUGUGAAACUUCAGGUGAUCUGUAGCCCUCCAAGUUAAUAAAAUAGAAGACUACUAAAACCAGAAGACAAAUAAUUGAAAAUAUGGCUUAAAAAAUGAAUGACAGGAUGGUUUAUGAUCAAGUACCAGUUCUGGUCAUUCUAGUAAAUAUAUAUAAUUGCUGCCUUUUGUUUUAGCACAUUCGUAUAUGUGCUUGUUAAAAAGAAAGAUAGUAUUGAAGUAAGAACAAACUGUCUGUAAGUAUAGAUUAGGUACAGUCAGACUCAGUUAAUCUGUGCUUGUUGUAUCUGAAAGAUUUGAGUGGUAGCUUGUUUCACAGCUUGUAUGUACCACAGACUUGGUCAUCUGAACUUCUGAGUACAAUGAAAUGCAUUAAAUGAUUCAGAUUAACCAGUUCAGACAGGUUUUUUUUUACAUAAUUUAGAUUCAUCUAAUGAUUGUAUAGAGCAUUUUUAAGUUUACUAAACCCCAAAGUUCCUUGUCAUAAACUUAUAUUUGCCAAUAUUUUAUUGAAUUCAAGACAAUAUACUGGUUUGUGCUAAAACUGAUACACUUUGAGUCCCCUGUAAAUAACUCUGCAUAAAUGACUGUUUUAAUUGCUUCUUAGGAAAUAUGUCAAAAUAUAUUUUGUAACAGCAUAUUCUCUAAAUUUUGUUUAAUCUUAGAGCUAUAUACAUAUUUUUUGUUAAUUGGCUGUUAAAGGUUUAAUUAACAGUAGAUGUCAUUUUGGAGGUUUGCAUUCUUGAGGUCACUAUAAAUACUAAAUCCACAUUGAGUGCUUCUCAAAAAUCAUACAACUACUUUAUAAUACUUGUUUAGAAUAAAUACACUGCCAUUUCAUAAGAACAAACUAGUUUAAAUGCAAGGUAAUUUGGGAAGCAAUCUAUGAAGGAAAAAAAUCAAAGCUCUGAAAGUAGAAAAUGUGUUUUACCUCUCCCUUUAUUCAUUUAAGGUAUAUUGUUAUGUUCUUAUAAAUAUAAUCUCUUUAAGGGGUACUGUCUACAGUUCAUGCUUGUGUAGUUUCUUUUAAAAUUUGUGAAAAUUAUGCUUCUCCUCUAAAUAGGAGGAGACAUCUCUCAGUCCUUUGUACAACUGGAAUCUCAGUUGGAAAAAUACAUUGGCUGUUGGUUGCACCUUUGAGGAAAAAAGUACAAAUAGUUUCCUCCAUUUUUAUUUUUAAUUGGAAUUCUGCUUUUUUGUUACUAACAUUAAAACCAGUGAGGUUUAUGUUGUGUUAAGCUAGUGCUGUAUUGAGUUUUGUAUCUAUAAUGAAUGUUUAAAAUAUACAUAUGUAAACAUUUUCAUUUUCCUAAUCUUUCAGAGUUAACUGAUAGUAACUAAAACUUUAGGGGCACCUCUACUCAGCUUUUUAUGGAAAGAAGAAAGUUAAGUAUUAUGUUCAAUAUCCUAUUGGGACUUCCUUCUAAACUUCUGUUUGUUUCUGUGUUCUUUUGCAUUCAUUGUCCAGAUAAAAAAGAAGCAAAUAAUAAAGCAUUGCUUUGUUUUGCUAAUUAAGACUUAAUGCUUUUUUGGCCUUUUUUUUGUACUUCGUGUUGAAAAAUGUAUAUUGCAGUAUUUGUGUCAACAUGGAGUUAUUUCCAUCAACAUGGAAAGACAAAUUACUUAGCAAAAUCAGUACUUACCAGUCCUCUCUGCUCUUUUUCAUCUCAAGUUUCAUGGCAACAAACUGUGAGGACAUUUAUUUUAAGGAGUUAAUGCAACCAUUCAAAGCAGGCAAUAUUACUUCAUUUUCUAUGCUUACCAAAAUCAACUAGCAUUAUUUUUCAACUAUAUCAAUUUUCCUAUAUUAAGUAGCAACUUCUGGUAGAAUUAAUUGUUUGGUCCAUGCAUUUUAUAGGAAACUUCAUACAUCUACUUUGUGUAUAUUGGAAAAAUUCUCAUUUGGUCAGAAAGAAUAUUAUCUAAUCCUCUUUAGUUGAUGCAUCGGUUUGGAAGCCUGAAAUCUCAUCAGCAGGAGGAAGAGAACUGGGACAGUAUUUUCAAAGAAUCUGCAAUCUAUUCCAGAUGUUUCAAAUGCUGCAUAUUUUCCUAGCUAUUUCCUGUGAGCUUGGUUUGGAGCAGCUGGCUCUGUGGUUUAGAGACACCUGGCCAGCUUUGCUUUGUGUCUUGGGGGUGUUGGGGGAAAAGCUCCAAUAUUGCAGUGAAGUUGCCUGUAAACAGACUUUGUAUGAAUGCAAAUAAGGCUUUGAAACUUGGGACUGAAACAGCUGAAGAGGGGAGGUGAGGAGAGAAAAUUCUGGCUUAUUUGAGCAGAUGGUAUUGAAAUUUUUCUAGUUUUAUCAUCUUCUUGUGUUCAUGUAGACACCACAGGAAGACUGACAUCUUGAUUGUGAUUCAGGUAGCCUGUGGGACUCUAUUAACAUAUUCCAGAAAGGAUCAGUCACUAGUGCUUUCAGUCCCCUUACAGAGCCAAGGUUGUCUCCAAGCUUCUGCCCUUGCUGUCUCACCUAAAGCAUGGACACAGUCCUCAUCCUGCAACAUCUUUUAACCUAAUUUGAACACCCUGCUCUUUUUGUAUCUGCUUCCCUCCCUUUGAAUGGUGACAACAGUUGAGGAAAAGUGGCUUUGUUCUUGUGUUAUCCUAACAUCAGAAAUCUUGCAAUCUCUUCUACUUUUGGAGACUGUUUUCCCAUAAUGCUCUACAUUAGUCCCUCCUGUGUGGUUGCUUACAUUGUGCACUUGAGCAAAAGACUUUAAUCUAAUGAAAUGACAAUAGAUAGCUUCCUGGACUUCUGAAGAGAGGAUUAAUAACCUCUGAUAUGGAAGUAAAUGUCUCACAAUAAGGCAAAAAAACCCAUUCGAAUCAUGCUAAAACAUGAUUAGCAUGUGCACAGAUACCCAGAAACAGCAGAGUCCAGGCUGUUGUUUCUCCAGUGUAUGUUGCUUUUUUCCACCAUCCAGAGAUCCUUAUCUUUUUUCUUUAUAAUUCUGAGUAUGCUUUUACCAUCUGAAUGUGCUCUACUUACUCGGCAUAUGCUUUCCAGUUCCACAUCCUUUCUCCUUUCUUUGUGCAAUGUCUAUGUUCCCUGCAAGGAUAGGCAGAGAAGGCAUGUCAGCUGAGGUUAAAAAAUAAAGCACCUUGAACUUCUGAAGGGUAUUUUUUUAUUUCUUACAAUGAUGGUCUGUAUCCCCAUAUGUCCAUAUUUUAUUAUUAUUUCUGCUAUGUAAUUGUCUUUCCCCUCAACCCUUUUCUAAUGAAAUAAAGUCAGCUUUCUUGGGUUUUUACCUGUGGUAUAUUUUCUA